UAAUAAAUCUCAUGUAUGGUUCAGCGCAAACGCUUUUUAUCAAAUACUGCGAGGUAGGUUCAGUUGAGGGAUUCUAUACAAAGAUAAGCAUCAUGGAGAUGAAUAAAAGCUCAGAAACGGUGUUUUCCGACGAAAAAGAUGUCAAAUCUGCCGCAAGUGGUUUUUCGGCCGGUAGAAUUGUGUCAAUCGUCAUCUUGGCUGUUGGUUUAAUCUUCCUUCUUGCAGGAAUUGUGCUCAUUGUACUCGCAGUGAACAACGAUAAGAAAGCCACAGGGCAGCGAGAUCAAAACAACUGCGAGUUUUCGAGAGAAGCCAAUCGAGUUGGUCUUGGUGAGUUUCUUAGUCGUGUGAAGGCGACGUAUUAUAAACUUCAUCCUUAUGACGUGCACCGAGACCCAGAAGUAAAAACAGAAACGAUCAAAGCGGAGUACUCUGCUUAUGAUCCAACACCAUAUAUGAUUAAAAAGCGGACGGAUACUGCUCUGGCUUUGCUGAAAGAAAUCAAUGAUAAAAAGAUCAACGAAGACACGUUGAAACCCCGCGAGAGGAAGGCACUUGCUCAGGUAAAGCAUUUUCUGCAGCACAUAUUCGGUCAGCCGUAUGAUGUUAAUUACUACAAUGGAGACUGGAUGAUGGGACCGAAUUCGUUUUGCUGGCAGGAAAUUUGCUUUCACGGGUACGCCGUUAAUAUGUCACUAGGUAAACAUCACAAACCUCAAAAUUCUUUUGAUGUGGAGCUAAUCGAAAGAAAACUGAAAACUCACAAAGCUGGCAUUUUGCAAUUCAUCGAGAACAUGAAGAUGGGAGUACGCAAAGGAAUGGUCAGAAGUGUAGAGGAGUGUGAAGCUGGUAUUAACACAAUCAAAAGAUACUAUUUGAAUGUUUCUCUAUACAACGCAACAGGUGUACUAAGAGCGUGGUUCGUUCAACCCCUGAUGAAUCCUGAUUAUUACAGCAACAUCACAGAAAAUACGGAUAACAAAUGGAAGGCGGCGCACGGUGGAAAGAAUGUCAAAGAAACUAUCAAAGAAUAUCUGGUGACUUAUUUAGGAGAACCACUUGAACAAAUGUUAAGAUACGUCGAGGAGGAACACAUUCGUCAUUGUGUUCCAAGCAACGUGUCUAGCGGUUUAGCUGGUCUUCCACUCAAGUAUGUUUGGUUCGACGGCAAAGAGAACACCUCCCAGCCCACAGACCCAUUCCUGCCCACUGGUGAACCGCUGAAUGGAUCGUUGGCGUAUUCUAAGAUCAUGUCGUAUUUCACAACAAAUAACAUGACAGUAAUAGAAGUUCAUGAGCUUGGUAAAAAGCAGCUUGAUCUUCUCUAUCCCAUGGUUGUCGAUGUUGCAAAACUUGUCACUGAGAUCAACGAUACCAGCACGGCUAUAUCGGAGUUCAGAGACAUACUAACUUCAUCUGAUAGUUAUUUCAAUGCGGAUCCAUUUCCCAAAAACGAGUCUGAUAAAGAGGCACACAAGAAAUGUAGCGAUAUUGAAGGAGCUAAGAAACAUUGUCCCACGAGGUGGGCUACUUUGGAGCUCUGGAUGGCUGAAUCAAGGAAGGUGAUGAGUUUGCUUGCUCCGAAGACGAUUCCUCUCUUCCACUUCACUGGGGAUUAUGCGACCACACCCAGCUGCCCAGUUGAUAUGCAGCCCGAUCUGAAUCCGUCCAGUGGAGCUCAAAGCUAUCGACGUGCGGGUCCAAACUGCGCAAGAAGCGCCAAAUACAACCUUCCAUUUUUCUUGGAAAAUAUGGGUCCCAGGUUUUCCGAAUGGAGCGUGAACGCACACGAGGCGACGCCAGGACAUCAUACACAGGUUCAGGGUAAUGCAGAACACUUCCGCGACAUUUGCGGUGGUGCUAUUGGUUGGCUUGAUAGUGUCACGUACUACACAGCGUUUACAGAGGGAUGGGCGUUGUACGCUGAAAACCCGCUUAUAGCCCAGGAUACAGACGCUUAUAAGACCGAACCGAUGCAGAGGUUUGGAAUGCUGAAGUGGCAGGUUUGGCGAGCAAUACGGCUGAUCGUAGACACUGGUUUACAUUACGUUGGAUUCUCAAGGAACGAGGCAUUGGAAUACUUCAGAAAAUAUGCGUGGGACGAUACAGACCUUGCACAAAAAGAGGUUACUCGGUAUCAGAGCAACCCAGGACAAGCGACUGCGUACAUGAUUGGUCAAUUGGAGAUUGAAAAAGCCAGAAAGUAUACUAAAGAUAAUUUGGGGGAAAAGUUUAAUCUGCGAGAUUUCCAUUACCAGGUUCUCGCUCAGGGGUCCUCUCCGCUGGCCUACUUAUCAGAUCACAUUGAAAAAUAUGUAGCGUGUGUCAUGGGCAAGACGAAAGAAGGCUGUGACGUUAUUCUGAGACCACCGAAGAAACGCAAUGGAAAGAAAACAGCAGACGCGCCCCGUUGGCAAAACAUACCGAAACCUAUUUUACACUAUAUAUGAUGUGCACUUUUUGUUAGUGAUUGCUCAUUUUAGUGGCUGGCUCUUUUUUUCCGACUCUAACGAAAGGCCAAGCCUAAUUAGGAUCUUGUUAAUUGUUAAAAAUAGGCAGUUUAAGAAAUUUUUUUAAGCACUUAAGAGAACCAGUGCUUGAAUUUUAAUGCUAGAAGACAGUGUUGCAGAAGAUUUGUCUCACAUGCGAAAUACAAAACCUGCCGCAUCCCGCAUAUUUGUGAGUAUUCAAUAAGAAAAAGACGAUUCAAGAAUAUAGUGACUUAUUGACCCUCAACCUAUAAUUAAAAGGUAAAAAUAAUCAUAUCAAUAAUAAUAAUAUUAAUAAUAAUAAUAGUGAUAACAAUAGUAAUAAAAUUCAUAGGGGCUAGCUCAAGAACUUCACUGUUCCUCAAUCGGUCUAUCCUCUGGCAAGGCUCCAAUGACGAUUAAACCACGCUUCUUUUA
This is a messenger RNA of Pocillopora damicornis (cauliflower coral), 2906 nucleotides long. RefSeq lists its product as uncharacterized. The record is from RefSeq and is a predicted model, not a curated record. Lineage: Eukaryota; Metazoa; Cnidaria; Anthozoa; Scleractinia; Pocilloporidae.